This is a messenger RNA of Macroventuria anomochaeta, 1845 nucleotides long. RefSeq lists its product as uncharacterized. Lineage: Eukaryota; Fungi; Ascomycota; Dothideomycetes; Pleosporales; Didymellaceae. The record is from RefSeq and is a predicted model, not a curated record. The transcript is spliced from 2 exons. Gene Ontology annotation, cellular component: cytoplasm; membrane; intracellular membrane-bounded organelle. Gene Ontology annotation, biological process: sphingosine biosynthetic process. Bases 327 to 1610 code for a protein of 427 amino acids.
AUUGCAAGGUUCCGAUAUUUAGUUCGAAACCGCUGUCUUUGUCUUUGCCCUGCCUCCACAGUGGUUCCUUUCUCGAACAUGACGUACCAGGUUAGCGCUGCCCACAAGCGGAGCCAACAAAUGCGGGUGAAGCAAGUGGAUCCCUGUCGCUCCUGCGGUCACGACAUUGCCAGUUAUCGCGACUCACCAUGGCGACCAUAAUCUUACUUCCACACAAAACUGCACAGCAACCGUGUUCUGGAGGUGGGCUCCUGCUACUCCGAACAGCCUGAGCAACAGCCCUACAUUCCAUUGGUCGAUACAUCCUCGAGAUACCUUUCUUCAACAUGGCUGAGCCACAGACCCUUGACAACAAUGUUAACAGGAGGGAGGAGUCCCAAUCAGACGACAAAAAUUACUUGACGGUCACCCUGCCUGGUCCAGGUGGCUCGUCUGCAGCAGAUGCUAUCUUGGAACUAUAUGAAGAUGUUACGAAGCACCCAAGGCUGGCUAAGAUCACCAAGCACUUGACGUCAGAUACCAAAGAAGCGGCUCCGGGGAUUCGCGAGACACAUGUCAUUCUGUCAGUCGGCUCAGGGCACCAGAAGGCGGCCGUUUUCUACGAUGAAUGCGUAGGCCCACUUCUCGCCGCCUUGUACGCAAAUGACUACCAGAAAUUCCAUGUGCACACCACAACAUCAGCGACAAGUGUGCUCGAGCUCGCAAACGGUACAUUAUUUACAAAAGCAAAUGCAGGCACAGCUCUCCGCAUCAUUGUCCUCUCGGGCGAUGGUGGCAUCAUCGAUCUCGUUAACGGUCUCUCAUCACACGCCACAUCAGCUUCUUACAUCGCGCCCCAAGUUGUCCUGAUACCUCUGGGAACUGCAAACGCGCUCUACCACUCCAUCAACCCUGCGGAACAGAACACAUGGGGCCUCGCCGCGCUAGCAUCAUCACAGUCCAGCCCCUUACCGAUCUUCACGGCUUCCUUCUCACCCGGCGCACGCCUCCUCGUCGACGAAGCGCGCAGCGAGGAAGAGCUUGCUACAGACCCCUCAUCAGGCCGACCGAUCCUCCACGGGGCGGUAGUGUGUAGCUGGGGCAUGCACGCCUCACUCGUCGCGGACAGCGACACGGCCGAGUACCGCAAGUUUGGUGUCGAGCGCUUCAAGAUGGCUGCGAAAGAGGCUUUGUACCCUGCUGAUGGGUCAGCGCCGCACGCGUACAAAGCAAAAGUGUCAGUGCUGAAAGGCGAUGAAUGGACGUCGUUGAAGGAGGAAGAGCACAUGUACGUUCUUGCGACUAUGGUCUCGAAUCUCGAACAGCCGUUUUGCAUAUCUCCGCACUCGAGACCGCUGGACGGGACCAUGCAUCUUGUGCACUUCGGACCUACGAGUGGUGAUGAGGCGAUGCGGUUGAUGGGUCUAGCAUACCAGGGCGGCAAACACAUUGACGACCCGGCUAUACGCUACGAAGCUAUCGACGGCUUGCGUAUCAAAUUUCAAGGCAAGGAAGAACAGGGUCAGUGGAGACGAAUCUGCGUUGAUGGCAAGAUUGUCAGGGUUGAAACGGACGGGUGGGUCGAGCUCAGGAAGGACGCAAGGAGAGUGUUGGAUGUUGUUACAGUCUAAGUAUGUAAAGACGCAACUGUUUCUAAGACAAGCAUGCAGCUCACCUGGGCAGAUUCGAGCUAUAAGCGCCAGCCACGUGCCAGCAAGGCUGAGGAACGCUCCUUUCUACUCACUUGGCCAGGAACGUUUCUCGGUCCGAUCCUCGCUUUCCCUGUAUGUCGACAUCACGAUAGGCUGCUUCAACCUUCCGCCGAUUCUACACUUCUUGAGCUUGUUUACAUCGCGAUGCGACACA